UCAAUAGCGCAGAGCAGCGUCUACAGCAAAGUACUCCUCCUCACAGACUACCGUAGUGUUGUAAGUGUGUGUGUUUACCGGACCCAACGACAGACAUGGCAGAAGUCGCACCAGCACCCGCCGCCGCCGCGCCGGCCAAGGCACCCAAGAAGAAGGCAGCAGCCAAGCCCAAGAAAGCGGGACCCAGCGUAGGCGAGCUCAUCGUCAAGGCGGUGUCCGCCUCCAAGGAGAGGAGCGGCGUGUCCCUGGCCGCGCUCAAGAAGUCUCUGGCGGCAGGCGGCUACGACGUGGAGAAGAACAACUCCCGUGUCAAGAUCGCCGUCAAGAGCCUCGUCACCAAGGGCACCCUGGUCCAGACCAAGGGCACCGGUGCUUCCGGCUCCUUCAAGCUCAACAAGAAGGCCGUCGAGGCAAAGAAGCCCGCCAAGAAAGCCGCAGCCCCCAAAGCUAAGAAGGUGGCCGCCAAGAAGCCCGCCGCCGCCAAGAAGCCCAAGAAGGUAGCAGCCAAGAAGGCCGUGGCCGCAAAGAAGUCCCCCAAGAAGGCCAAGAAGCCCGCUACACCCAAAAAGGCCGCCAAGAGCCCAAAGAAGGUGAAGAAGCCCGCCGCAGCGGCCAAGAAAGCGGCCAAGAGCCCCAAGAAGGCUACCAAGGCAGCGAAGCCCAAAGCCGCCAAGCCCAAGGCAGCCAAGGCCAAGAAGGCAGCCCCCAAGAAGAAGUAAACCUAUUACAAACAGUGUUCUUUCUACUCGACACAUGUUGUUACCACAAAAGGCUCUUUUAAGAGCCACCCA
Messenger RNA from Oncorhynchus gorbuscha (pink salmon), 791 nucleotides. RefSeq names its product histone H1. The record is from RefSeq and is a predicted model, not a curated record. The coding region runs from base 96 to 719 and encodes 207 amino acids. Gene Ontology annotation, cellular component: nucleosome. Lineage: Eukaryota; Metazoa; Chordata; Actinopteri; Salmoniformes; Salmonidae. The transcript has a single exon. Gene Ontology annotation, biological process: nucleosome assembly. Gene Ontology annotation, molecular function: structural constituent of chromatin; DNA binding.